Molecule: messenger RNA, 4894 nt
Organism: Amphiprion ocellaris (clown anemonefish)
Lineage: Eukaryota; Metazoa; Chordata; Actinopteri; Pomacentridae
Gene: nr5a1a
Product: nuclear receptor subfamily 5, group A, member 1a
Exons: 7
Coding region: 207-1667 (486 amino acids)
Biological process (GO): hormone-mediated signaling pathway; regulation of transcription by RNA polymerase II; tissue development
Cellular component (GO): RNA polymerase II transcription regulator complex
Molecular function (GO): nuclear receptor activity; RNA polymerase II cis-regulatory region sequence-specific DNA binding; zinc ion binding
Source: RefSeq, a predicted model, not a curated record
CUGAGCUCCUCAAUGGUCAUCGUCACACACGUACUGACCCGUCUGGCUCCCGAAGCAGCCCGUUUAUAGACAUCCUCCAUCCGGAUUUCUAUUGGCCCUCUUUUUUUAUUUCGUUCCCCGCAGCUCAUGCAAGGCUGCAGCAACACCUACAUCCAAGUCUUAAUUAUCAGACAAUCAUCACUGACUGCCCGCUGUCUGCUGUUCAAAUGUUGGGAGACAAGGCUCACGGUGUGACUUUGAAGGUUAUGGAGUACACGUAUGACGACGACCUGGAAGAGCUGUGUCCUGUGUGCGGAGACAAAGUGUCUGGAUAUCACUACGGUCUGCUCACCUGCGAGAGCUGCAAGGGCUUCUUCAAGAGGACAGUGCAGAACAACAAGAGGUACACAUGUGCAGAAAAUCAGGAGUGUAAAAUUGACAAGACCCAGAGGAAGAGAUGUCCUUUCUGUCGCUUUCAAAAAUGCCUCAAUGUCGGGAUGCGGCUAGAAGCGGUGCGUGCAGAUCGCAUGCGUGGGGGGAGGAAUAAAUUUGGCCCCAUGUACAAGAGAGACAGGGCCUUGAAGCAGCAGAAGAAGGCUUUGAUACGAUCCAAUGGGUUCAAGCUGGAGAGUGCAGCCCCUCCACCAGCCUCCCCUCUGCAGACUGACUACAGCUUCACUGGCACCCUUCAUAACCUGCCCACCAUCUCCAAAAGUUUGCUCCCCUCCACUCCGAGCUCUAUCACCCCCACAGACUACGAGGCCAACCUCUAUGGACCCCCAUCCUUGGGCAUGGCCAUGCAGUCUCAUGUGCCCCUCACCGCCCAGUACCAGUACACAGCCUUUUCUGGCAGGGCCAUCAAAGCAGAGUGCCCCGACUACACCAGCUCUCCCGAGUCUUUGACAGGAUACCCUUACCCAGAAAUGUAUCCCUCAGCCUCGCCACAACCACCCAGCUUACCGCCGCUGGUGCUAGAGCUGUUGCGCUGUGAUCCAGAUGAACUGGUGGUGCAAAAUAAGAUCGUUACUCAUCUGCAGCAGGAGCAGAGCGGCCGGGGCCGGCUGGACAAGCCCAGCACCUUCAGCCUCAUGUGUCGCAUGGCCGACCAGACUCUCUUCUCCAUAGUCGAGUGGGCUCGGAGCUGCAUCUUCUUCAAGGAACUGAGGGUGGGAGAUCAAAUGAAGCUGCUCCAUAACUGCUGGUCUGAACUUCUGGUCCUGGAUCACAUUUUCAGACAAGUGCAACAUGGAAAGGAAGACAGUAUCCUGCUGGUGACUGGCCAGGAGGUGGAGCUGUCAUCCAUCUUGUCCGAAGCUGAGGCGACUCUGUCCAGUUUGGUCCAGAGAGGUCAGGAGCUGGCAGCGAGGCUGAGGGCUUUGCAGGUUGACCGCAGAGAGAUUGCCUGUCUGAAAUUCCUUCUCCUGUUCAACCCCAAUGUAAAGCUGCUAGAGAACCAGGCCUUUGUGGAGGGCGUCCAGGAGCAGGUGAACGGUGCUCUGCUGGAGUACACCCUGUCCACCUACCCUCAGUUCCAGGAGAAGUUCAGCCAGCUGGUGGUGCGACUGCCAGAACUGCGAUCCCUCAGCACGCAGGCCGAAGACUACCUGUGCUACAUGCAUCUGAGCGGAGAGGUGCCGUGCAACAACCUGCUGAUCGAGAUGCUGCAUGCUAAGAGAGCAUGUGUGUGAGGGAUGCACACGGGAUGCUCCGCCGCCAUGUGUUGUUUGUCUAGGUGAGACUAUGAGUGUGGAAGCGAAAGUGCGAGCGAGAUGGAAAAAUCAAAUGAAGAUAGAUAGUUUCUUGCUGGGCCGUCUCUGUGUGAGCUUUGUUAGAGUUUGGAAUUAUUCAACUCAAUCCGUACUCAAGGUAGUUUUGAGAUUUUGAAUGUCAGUGUUUUCAUAUCCUGCAAAACUACAUUAAUGUGACCUUUAUAAACUGGAUUUUCUACCCUGUUUUCAAACAUCUAAAACUCGAUUUGCCUGUACAUUACAUUAUGUCCUUUUUGACCAAAUAUAACAUGAAUCCAAAAUCCCAGGCAAGGUUUUCUACAUGUCAGAGCUGCCUAGAUAACAUUUUGACUCCAGCCUGCACCGGUGUUGAAUAGCCAUUUAAACAUGGCGUCCUGAUGAAUGUCAUUUGUAACUACCUGCUUCAUUUUGUACCAUUCACACCUGUGAGAUAUCACUACAAAACAGUUACUAAUGUCACUUUGACACAAUUUUUAGUGUGAUUUCAGUGCUGGAGUGGCCUGAUGGUGGCGUCACAUCACAGAAUGGGACUAUUUGCUGGGUGGGCCAGUGUGCACUUUUUAAAACAGAUUUUGUAGCCUCUUUUCAGAAUCAGAUUUUAGAAUUAAAAUGAGCCAUUUUUGAUCCAAGUGUGAAAUGCAACAAUGACCCUAGAUUAUUAAUAAUAUUACUAUUAUUAUUUUUGGAUGAAAACACAGACCAGACUAGCACUGCUCGUAUCACAGCACUUGUUCUUUCUGUGUCCAGCCCUACAGAAAACCUAAAUGUGAAAGCUUUAUGAGGUUCAGUGAAUUUUUAAAAUCUAUUUAAAUGUUAAUAUAUUGAUAUAUCAAAGCCAGAAUUGUUAAGAAAAACACAUUCUUAUGCAGUUGUUCUUUUAACGCUUUUUAAACCAAGAAAGUAAACAAUAAGAAAGAGAAAAACUGUUCCCAGCAAUGCUUUGUGGGUGAAAAAUUAAAAAGGAAGCCAGACACAUCAGUGCAGUGCAAAUGAUAAGGGACACAUUUUUCUUUUUUUAAGUAAACACGUGCAAAGCAAAAGGAAGCAUUUGCAAUGUUUGUCCUUCAGUUUUCGCUGAGUCUGUGACACAGGCAGGGAGAAGGAGCAUCUGCCCACAUUUGGUUUCAUGCUUCUUUGUCAAAUUUUAUUUAUUUAUUAAUGUUAUUUUUUAAUAGUUGACUGUUCAAGAAAAUGAUAGACCUUCAUAAAUGAUGGUGCCAUGUGCACAAUCCCAUUUGUGUCACUUUUCAUCACACUGUGCUGUAUGUGGACUGGGGAUCGACACUGACACGAAAUGAAUGAAAUGACAUUUUUUCUUGACAACAUAAAAAAGUCAAGGGCACCAAAAAUGACCAAAUAUGAGUUUGUUUCUCAGUACCUUGUUACUCUUGUGGGAUUCUCAGCCAGGCCUGUUGCUAAAGAUUGAAUAGAUAAAUCUGCAUGCAAUUCAUUGUCACCCUUUAGUUUUAAACUCAACCAGCUGCAUUAUUGUGUUUGUGAGGACUGUUUUCAUCAGUAGAUUAGUCCAUGUUUGGUGCCCUAGUCAGUAUUUAUGGCAGCAGUAACAUGCACUGUUAAGCCAGUUUGCCCGUUAAUGAGGCUGCUGGUCUGAAUGUUUCUUGUCCUGAGUUCGGGCUAUUAAAAGUAAAAAUGUAACAGAUAGUUCAGGAGAUUAAGUCUCUAUUCUCCUACCUUACUGAGUAUUGUGAGUUGCCUAAACACAACCAUGAAGACAGGAAUCGUGUUUGAAUUGCCCCAAGCAAAUAUUUAGGUAAAACAAAUGCAUAGAUUGUUUUGCACAUAUUUUGUGAUUUUGCAAAUACAUUUUUUAAAAAUACAAUUUCUUUGAAAAUGUAUGCUGCAAACUAGUAGCAUAUGAUCCAUCAGAAGUUAUGUUAAAUUCUGUUUGGAAGAGGAAAUUAUGUUUUUAGUGUUUCCCAAUCAAUCAGUGAUGAAUUCAUCCAACAUAGCAGUCGGUGGCUUACAACAGCCUGUAUAGUUGACUCAACGUCCUCCACAGUUGUUGCUUUGUGGGCAUUUUUCUGUUGCUGUUUUUCACAGAUGUCAUUACGCAGCUAGCGUGCUAUGAAGGACGACGUUUGGUCAACAGACCAGCAGAAUAGGGAACCAUGUGCACAAUAUCAGUCUUUUUGGGAUCAUUUUAUGAAUGAGAGAUGGGUGUAAAGAUUCAGAGGUAGGCGAGACUGUAGCUAGUACACAUAAUGAUUAUUAUCACUUCAUGAAUAAUUUAAUAAAUUAACAGGUUAGCGUUUAAUCCAGAAUUUAGUUCUGCAGGUAUGACAUUACAGCUCACUGUAACUCUGCACUGGUAGGAAUGAGAAGUGAAUACAUUUAAACAGAUCAGACAACCACUGGACAAUCAUCGGACCCAUUCACAGUAACAGAAACCUGAAGUGUUGGUAAAGACGCUGCACUGUGGAUCUGUAGCAUCAUCUAUAACACUCAUGUGUUGAGUCCCUUAUUGGGCUCCUUUUUUUUUGUUUGUUUUUUUUAAAGAACACAAUUCUCAGUGGUACAACACUGUCUCCACGACCGAGUUAAAACAGAGACACAGACAUAGCAGUGUUUGUAAAAUUGUGCAGCUCAACUCCUUCACUGUGGCUGUUUCAAAUCAUUCCUUGUUCGCCAUUUCAAGGUGUCGUAGACAAUCACUCCGCCUGCCUUAACUCAGUGUCUGCCUGAACGACCACACACACGCACACACACACACACACACACACACACACACACACACACACACACGCACACACACACACACACGCACACACACACACACACACGCACACGCACAUGCACACACACCUUGGUUUUCCCGUUGAAACAGCUGUGUGUUUUCACUCUGUACAGUAUAUUUAUGUUGUGAAGUGAAUAUCUACUGCAAGAUGAAGAUACAUUUCAACACAGAAAAGUUCUCUGCUUUAUGUUGAGGUCAAAUUGCUUCUGUUGUGGAACUGAUUCUCUUAAUAUUGCUUUCUUUGUUUUUGUUCUUAGUUAACUCUUUACUUUCUGUGAGUUGACAGUCUGUCCCGUCUUAAACUGAAGUGCUUUUCUCCCAAAAGAGAGAGUGACUAAAACAUUUUGUUUUCUUUAAAUAUACUUUAUUGUAAUAGCAUCAAACCAAUAAAAUUCAGCAAAGUAAAGCUCCA